CCACAAUAUUCACCAGGAAACAAUUCUCUAACGCCAAUGGAUAUCGACGUAAAUGAAACACGACCAUCACAGCAACAAAAGAAGACUUCUCAGCAACCUGAAACUCUAUUGAAGGCAACCAUAGCAGACCGUGCUUCUAAACUUCCCGAAACUGAUAAACGAGAAAAGUCUUUGGCUGAAUUUCUGACGAAAAUGGAUAACUAUUCACCUAUUAUACCUGAUGCUGUUACAGAUUACUAUCUAAGUCGAGCUGGUUUUGAUUGUGAUGAUGUUAGAGUUAAACGACUACUGGCACUGGCAGCACAAAAAUUUGUUGCAGAUAUAGCUACUGAUGCAUUCCAAUACUGUAAAGUUCGACAAUCUGGUAAUCGAAGUAAAGUGGGCAAGGAUCGCAAAACAGUAUUGACAAUGGAAGAUUUAUCAGCUGCUUUAUCGGAAUAUGGUGUUAAUGUCAAAAAACCGGAUUAUUAUUCCUAGUUUAGUUGAUUGUACAUAAUAAAAAAGGAUAUUCUUAUGUUGUGUACUUGAUUAUGCUUUUUUGUAUUUAAAUCUCCAC
Halteromyces radiatus is the source of this 556-nucleotide messenger RNA. Its product is annotated as transcription initiation factor TFIID 23-30kDa subunit-domain-containing protein. The record is from RefSeq and is a predicted model, not a curated record. Gene Ontology annotation, cellular component: nucleus; SAGA complex; transcription factor TFIID complex. Gene Ontology annotation, molecular function: RNA polymerase II general transcription initiation factor activity; promoter-specific chromatin binding. Lineage: Eukaryota; Fungi; Mucoromycota; Mucoromycetes; Mucorales; Cunninghamellaceae. The transcript has 5 exons. Bases 37 to 477 code for a protein of 146 amino acids. Gene Ontology annotation, biological process: transcription initiation at RNA polymerase II promoter.